GAAGGAGGGGUAGGAGGAGGGGGCUGGUCAAGGGAAGUGCGACGUGUCUGCGGAGCCCUUUUAUACCUCCCUCCCGGGAGUCCCGCAGCCGCCGCCACCGCCACCGUGCUUCCUAGCGUCUCGCCUCCAGGAGCCGGCUCCGAGUUCCAGCGCGCCGGGCGCCGCCGCAGCCAGCCAGCAUGUCGGGGGCCAAGAAGCAGAAGACGGAGAACCAGCAGAAAUCCACCAAUGUCAUCUAUCAGGCCCACCACGUGAGCAGGAAUAAGAGAGGGCAGGUUGUUGGAACAAGGGGCGGAUUCCGAGGGUGUACCGUGUGGCUGACAGGUCUCUCUGGUGCUGGAAAAACCACGAUCAGCUUUGCCCUGGAAGAGUACCUCGUCUCCCACUCCAUCCCUUGCUACUCUCUAGAUGGGGACAACGUCCGUCAUGGCCUUAACAAAAACCUUGGAUUCUCUUCCGGAGACAGAGAAGAGAAUAUCCGCCGGGUUGCCGAGGUGGCCAGGCUGUUUGCUGACGCUGGGCUGGUCUGCAUUACCAGCUUCAUUUCUCCUUUCACAAAGGAUCGCGAGAAUGCCCGCAAAAUCCACGAAUCAGCUGGACUGCAGUUCUUCGAAAUAUUUGUAGAUGCGCCUCUAAAUAUCUGUGAAAGCAGGGACGUAAAAGGCCUGUACAAACGAGCCCGAGCAGGGGAGAUCAAAGGAUUUACAGGCAUAGAUUCUGAUUAUGAGAAACCUGAAACACCUGAGCUUGUGCUUAAAACCAACUUGUCCUCAGUGAGCGACUGUGUCCAGCAGGUAGUGGAACUUCUGCAAGAGCAGAACAUUGUACCCCAUACUGUAAUCAAUGGCAUCCAUGAGCUCUUUGUACCAGAAAACAAACUGGACCAAGUCCAAGCUGAGGCUGAAGCUCUCCCUUCACUGUCAAUCACCAAGCUGGAUCUUCAGUGGGUCCAAGUUUUGAGUGAAGGCUGGGCCACUCCCCUCAGAGGUUUUAUGCGAGAGAAGGAGUACUUGCAGGUUAUACACUUCGGCACCCUGCUAGAUGACGGAGUGAUCAACCUGAGCAUUCCCAUUGUACUGCCCGUCUCUGCGGAUGAUAAGACGCGGCUGGAAGGGUGCAGCAAGUUUGUCCUGACCCACGGUGGACGGAGGGUGGCUAUCUUACAAGAUCCUGAAUUCUACGAACAUAGAAAAGAGGAGCGUUGCUCCCGUGUGUGGGGGACAAUGUGUGCGAAACAUCCUCAUAUCAAAAUGGUGAUGGAAAGUGGGGAUUGGCUGGUUGGCGGAGACCUUCAAGUGCUGGAGAGAAUAAGGUGGAAUGAUGGGCUGGACCAGUAUCGCCUGACACCUCUGGAGCUCAAACAGAAAUUUAAGGAAAUGAAUGCUGAUGUGGUGUUUGCCUUCCAGCUGCGCAACCCUGUGCACAAUGGCCACGCUCUGCUGAUGCAGGACACCCGUCGCCGGCUCCUGGAGCGGGGCUACAAGAACCCGGUCCUUCUGCUCCACCCUCUGGGUGGCUGGACCAAGGAUGACGACGUGCCCCUGGACUGGCGGAUGAAGCAGCAUGCAGCUGUGCUGGAGGAAGGGGUCCUGGACCCCAAGUCAACCAUUGUUGCCAUCUUCCCAUCUCCCAUGUUGUAUGCUGGCCCCACAGAGGUCCAGUGGCACUGCAGGUCCCGAAUGAUCGCUGGGGCCAAUUUCUACAUUGUGGGCCGGGACCCUGCAGGAAUGCCGCACCCUGAGACCAAGAAAGACCUGUAUGAAGCCACUCACGGGGGCAAGGUCCUGAGCAUGGCCCCUGGCCUCACCUCUGUGGAAAUCAUUCCGUUCCGGGUGGCUGCCUACAACAAAGUCAAAAAGGCAAUGGACUUCUACGAUCCAGAAAGGCACAGCGAGUUUGACUUCAUCUCAGGAACCCGUAUGAGGAAGCUGGCCCGGGAAGGAGAGAACCCCCCAGAUGGCUUCAUGGCCCCCAAAGCAUGGAAGGUCCUGACAGAUUAUUACAGGUCCCUGGAGAAGAGCAGCUAAAUGCCCCAGAGUUUCUUUCUCACGUGCUUUUUGGUUCCCUCUUCUAUUUUUGUGAUCAGAUGCUUUCACAUCCAAUUGCUUCUCAAUAACUGAUUUUAGUGUUUUAUAAUGAGGUAAAAAUUAUUUAAAAUUUAAAGUCAACGUCAAUAUAUAUAUAGGAAAAUGUCAAACCGAAGACCAAAUCUUAGCAGGUAAAAGCAAUAUUGUUAUCACUUUAGAAUGAAAUUAUUUGUAUUGUCUACUGCACCUGAGCAGGUAGGCCCCAGAUUUUGUAAAGUUCUGACCAUGUGUCUCAUUUACUUGCUAGGAAGUAAAGCAUAUUUUCCAGGUUAAGUUUUGCCAACCUACACUCUCCCAAUGUCACAUACCAGUAAAAAAAUAAAUCAUUAGAGCAACCUCUUCUAUACAAAUGACAAAAAAAAUUUCUCAUCCCGAAUGAGGUGUGGCUCAUGUCAAGAUUCUUCCUAAUAUUUCACCUCAUGCUCUGUCCAGUCUUACUGCUCAGGUCUCUUAUAUGCUGAAGGAUGACCUGAGUGGAGAAACCAAAUGUGUGACAAUGUGAAUGUAAUCUCAGAGAUCUGUGCAACCUACUUAUGGCACUGAAGUUACAUUAUCUAAUAAGGGAAGUCUUAUUGCACUUCUGUGAAUAAUAUAACUCCAGUUAAACAGUGCCUUUUCAUUAAAUAGCAUAGAGUGCUUUGAUGAAAGAUUUCCACCCAGGACCAUCUGGCAAUAUUGUGGAAAGUGACUUUUUCUCCUCUUUGCUGUGGUCAUUGUGUCCUGUGAAGAAGCUGUGCCUAUAGACUGCAGCGGCAUCAGCUGUAACCAAAAACCAUUCACACCACCAGACUCGUGAGCUGCUAGAACUGGGAAAGAUCGCAGAAAACACCAAAUCCAACCCCUUCACCUUACAGGUGACCAGACUAAGACAAUGUACAAGCAUAUGUUUGUGAGCUACUGAGUGCUGCAGCAAAACCCAAAACUGGCAUUGUUGGGAAAUGCUGGUGGCAUUGACCAGGCCACGUGACUCUGUCUGGACCUCCAUCUGCUAGUACAACCCAAAAGCCAGGUCUGACUUGCCUCAGCUGCUUACUGAAGCUCCGUGAAUAGAGGGCACUUACGCAGCAGCCUUCUUGGGUGCUGAAAGGCCCAGAGUUUUAAAUCCAGCUGAUUUUAUUAGGGGGAAAAGAAAUUUCUUUUUUCAAAGACUUACUGCUGUUCUGAGACAUCUAACCUCAAUGACUUUACCUCCUGGGAGGCAAUUUUUGUACUUUAUGCAUAAUUCCUGGUGCUAAGGGAUAUUUGAAGAAACAGUACCUUAUAUACAUAGGUCUCUCUGGAAGAGACUUAAACUGGGAAGAGAAAACUGUGAUUUUUUAAAAACAUUGUUUUUUAAAAAUGCUAAUCUUAGCUAAUGAAGGUUCUUUUAAGAAUAAUAUACAAUGGCCACAGCAAAAGUGUAACUCUUUAAUAAUAGAGUGCCUAUAUUCAUUUCAUCAGAGGUACUCACAACUGCCUUUAAAAAAAAAGUGUAUUUAUUGAAAACAUGAGACAACCAGUAGUGCCUUAACCCAUGUAUUUUGUGAUUUUUAAAAAUAUUUAAAACUGCCCUUCUGCCCUAGUGCCACACAGUGCAAAUGACUAGUGGUAUGUAUAACUGAUGCUUAUUCUUAGUUUAAUAAAUUUCUCAGAAUGAAAGCUGAGUCUUUUCUGCCUAUAACAGAGUGUGGGUUGACCACAUGACCGUUGAGAGCUUUGUGACUUCAUAUAAUCGGAAACAGCAGUGACUCUGUUUCAGACUAUAAUUACUGGGCUGUUGACCUUACCCAUGUCUUUAGCAACUGCUCUAGCUGUGAGUGACACAGCACUACAGUAGUAUUUUCAGAGGUUGACUGGGUUCCUCAGGGACCUCCCCCCACGAUUGCACUGCAUGAAGAUCUGAAUUUUUUUUUUUUCCUAACUUGCUCCCUUUUUCCCAAAGUGUCAUCAAAGAGUACUUACUACCAGCAGGGUUGGAAGCAGUUGUUUUUUUUUUUUUUCACAGUAACCCACAUCUUCACUAACCUCAGCAGCUGCUACUUUUGUAUGCAGAAAGGAUGCCUGUUUCCACCCAUUGUUUCAGUG
Pteronotus mesoamericanus is the source of this 4151-nucleotide messenger RNA. It is a transcript of the gene PAPSS2, whose product is annotated as 3'-phosphoadenosine 5'-phosphosulfate synthase 2. The coding region runs from base 180 to 2027 and encodes 615 amino acids. Lineage: Eukaryota; Metazoa; Chordata; Mammalia; Chiroptera; Mormoopidae. Gene Ontology annotation, molecular function: sulfate adenylyltransferase (ATP) activity; adenylylsulfate kinase activity; ATP binding. The record is from RefSeq and is a predicted model, not a curated record. The transcript has 12 exons. Gene Ontology annotation, biological process: sulfate assimilation; 3'-phosphoadenosine 5'-phosphosulfate biosynthetic process.